CUUGUGUCCCAAAGACCGGAAAGCUGCUGCCGCUCCUCUUCAAAAAUGGCUUUUAGCGACAUGAACGGCGAUGGCUCAGAGCCCGAGGAAGGAGCCACCGUGGAAGGCGAAGUUAUCUCCGUGGGCAACGUGUUGGAGACGUUCACUGAGAGCCAGCAAACCAGAGCGUUGAUCGGCAACUUGAGGGACGCCUGCGGAGAUUUGGUCACUCAGGAGGUUACAAUUGAAAAAUUCCUAGUGAUAAUGGACAAAUACCAGGAGCAGCCUCACCUACUGGACCCUCAUCUAGAGUGGAUGAUGAACCUGCUGCUGGACAUGGUGAGGGAUAACGCCUCUCCUCCCAUCCUGGUGCACCUGUCUUUUAAAUUUCUCUACAUCAUUACCAAGGUGCGUGGAUAUAAGACCUUUCUUGGUUUGUUUCCUCAUGAAGUUGCCGACGUCCAGCCCGUCUUAGAUAUGCUUGCAAAACAAAACCCCAGAGACUAUAAAACCUGGGAAACCCGCUACAUGCUCUUACUGUGGCUCUCGAUGACCUGCUUGAUUCCCUUCGAUUUUUCACGCCUUGACGGCAACCUCAGCUCAGAAGAAGGGCAGACCCGAAUGCCCAUAAUGGAUCGCAUCCUCCACGUAGCAGAGACCUACCUGGUGGUCAGCGACAAGGCUCGCGAUGCAGCUGCCGUGCUCGUUUCCAAGUUCAUUACCCGCCCUGAUGUCAAACAGAAGAAGAUGGCCAACUUCUUGGACUGGACCCUCUCUACACUCUCCAAAUCAUCUUUUCAGACCAUGGAGGGGACCAUUAUAAUGGAUGGCAUGCUUCAGGCCCUGGCACAAAUGUUCAAGCAUGGAAAAAGAGAUGACUGCUUGCCCUAUGCUUCUGUGGUACUUGCAUGUCUGGAUAACUGCAGACUCUCGGAGAGUAACCACACCCUUCUCCGCAAACUCGGGGUGAAACUGGUUCAGAGAUUGGGCCUGACCUUUCUGAAGCCCAAGGUGGCCAUAUGGAGGUAUCAGCGUGGUUGCCGCUCUCUAUCUGCCAACCUGCAGCUCUCUGCCAAGGGCCGCGAGCCCCCUUCCUUGGACAAGGUGACCGCCAACAGCGAGGAAGACUACGAUGUCCCAGAGGAAGUGGAGAAUGUGAUCGAGCAGUUGCUGGUUGGAUUGAAAGACAAAGACACAGUCGUCCGGUGGUCUGCAGCCAAAGGGAUCGGCAGACUAACCGGAAGACUUCCAAAGGAGCUGGCAGAUGAAGUGGUCGUUUCUGUGUUGGAUUGUUUCAGUUUUCAGGAAACAGACAACGCAUGGCACGGUGGAUGCCUGGCUUUAGCCGAACUAGGCCGGCGAGGAUUACUUCUGCCCUCUCGACUCUCAGACGUGGUUCCUGUAAUCCUGAAAGCGCUCACGUAUGAUGAGAAGCGGGGAGCGUGCAGCGUAGGUUCCAACGUGCGAGAUGCUGCCUGCUAUGUCUGCUGGGCUUUUGCUCGAGCCUACGAGCCUGAAGAAUUGAGGCCCUUUGUUCACCAGAUUGCCAGCGCUCUGGUGAUAGCUGCGGUAUUUGACAGGGAUAUCAACUGCCGAAGAGCUGCCUCUGCUGCCUUCCAAGAGAAUGUGGGGAGACAGGGCACCUUCCCUCAUGGCAUCGACAUCCUGACUGCAGCUGACUAUUUCGCCGUUGGUAACAAAGCUAAUUGUUUCCUCAGCAUAAGCGUUUAUAUUGCCGGCUUCCCUGAGUACACCCAGCCCAUGAUCGAUCACCUUGUCAGUAUGAAGAUCAACCAUUGGGAUGGGGUCAUCCGAAAACUGGCCACCCAGGCUCUGCAUAAUCUCACCAGGCAGGCUCCAGAAUACAUGAUCCACAGCGUGUUCCCCAGGCUUCUGCCCUCGGCCGUGGGCCCAGACCUGCACACUCGCCACGGGGCCAUCCUUGCCUGCGCCGAGAUCACCUAUGCGCUGUACAAGCUGGCAGCUGAGAACAAGAGACCAAUCACGGAUUAUUUGGACCAAGCGACGUUGGAGGGCCUUAAACAGAUCCACCAGAAGCUCAGUGAUCACCAGCUCUACAGAGGAUUGGGUGGCGAACUCAUGAGGCAAGCAGUGUGCACUUUAAUAGAGAAGUUGUCACUUUCAAAAAUGCCUUUCAGAAAUGAUCCAGUAAUAGGUAGCUGGCAGUGGCUGAUUAAUGACAGUUUAAAAAGUCUCCACCUGAUUUCAAGCAGUGCAAGACAACAGAUCAAGGAAGCUGCUGUGUCAGCUCUGGCCGCCCUGUGCAGCGAAUAUUACCUGAAUGAACAGGGAGCAGCAGAUCCGGCCAUCCAGGAUGAGCUGGUGCAGCAUUUCCUCUCCGAACUUCAGAGUGCCGACGAGAUGACUCGCUGUGGAUUUUCACUGGCCCUGGGAGCCCUCCCCAGCCCCCUCCUUCGAGGCCGACUCCAGCAGGUGAUUGAAGGCUUAAAGAGAGUCACCCACAUCGCUCCCAAGGACGUGAGCUUUGCUGAAGCCCGAAGAGAUGCCCUCAAAGCCAUUGCCAAGGUCUGUCAGUCGGUCGGCGUGAAGGCAGACGGCUCCCCGGCCGAAGUUGUGUGCGCGGGAAACGUGGCCCUGAUCUAUUCCAUGCUGCUCGGCUGCAUGAACGAUUACACCACGGACAGCAGAGGGGACGUCGGAGCAUGGGUCCGGGAAGCCGCGAUGACCAGCCUCACGGACGUCACGCUGCUACUGGGAACGACGCACCCGGAGCUGAUCGAGGCCGAUGUGUGCGAGCGACUUCUCUGCUGCGUGGCCCAGCAAGCCAGCGAAAAGAUCGACCGAUUCCGCGCCCACGCCGGGUCCGUGUUCCUGACGCUGCUGCACUUCGACAACCCCCCGAUCCCCCACAUCCCCCAUAGGGAAGAGCUGGAGAAGAUGUUCCCCAGGUCGGAAGCGGCCACGCUGAGCUGGAAAGCCCCUUCCCAGGCCUACCCCUCCAUCACGCGGCUCCUGGACCUGCCGACCUACCGCUACCACGUGCUGCUGGGCCUGGUGGUCUCCGUAGGCGGCCUGACCGAGUCCACGGUCAGAUAUUCAACUCAGAGUCUGUUUGAGUACAUGAAGAAGAUCCAGAACGAUCUGCCGGCUCUGGACGACUUCUGCGGGACCCUGCUGCAGGUGUUUGAGGCCAACCUCCUGAAUCCCAGGGUCUCUGUCCCGCUCCUGAAAAUGCUGGAUCAGAUGCUGGCUAAUGGCUGUUUUGACAUCCUGACGACUGAGGAGAACCACCCCUUUCCCCUGAAAUUGCUGUCCCUGUGCAAAGAAGAAAUCAAGAAGUCCAAAGACAUCCAGAAACUUCGCUCCAGCAUUGCCGUGUUCUGUGGGAUGAUUCAAUUUCAAGGGGAGCUGAGAAAGAAAGUGUUCUUCCAGCUGUUUCUUCUUCUCUGCCACCCAUUCCCUAUUAUCCGGAUGGCGACAGCCAGCCAAGUGUACGAGACAGUACUGACCUACAGUGACGUCGUGGAUGCGGCCAUCGCGGACGAAGUCAUGGCGGUGCUCAGCGACACAGCCUGGGACGCCGAGCUGCAGGUCGUGAGGGGGCCCAGAAACUACCUGUGUGACCUCCUGCAGGUGCCCAAGCCCCAGCUGGUGUCCAAGCCUUCAUCUGGUUGAAACCCCCUUUCUGGAAGCUGGCUUCCCUACAGCUCCACGGAGCCUCGUGGACCACCAGACGUGCCCACCAGAAGAGCGGUCAUUUCUGAGCUCUAGGUCCAGGGUGAAAAAGGCCACCAGCUUGUCUGUUCACUUACCUUCGAAAGCGUUUGUAGCCACAAGAUGGCAGUUUGUCUUCACGGUCUCGGUGUUAGGGUGAAGGGCUUGCGCUUUGCUUGUCUGCUGAAAGCUUGGAGGAGAAAGCCCUAUAAAAUCUUCUAG
This is a messenger RNA of Tachyglossus aculeatus (Australian echidna), 3897 nucleotides long. It is a transcript of the gene TBCD, whose product is annotated as tubulin folding cofactor D. Lineage: Eukaryota; Metazoa; Chordata; Mammalia; Monotremata; Tachyglossidae. Gene Ontology annotation, cellular component: lateral plasma membrane. The transcript is spliced from 39 exons. The record is from RefSeq and is a predicted model, not a curated record. Gene Ontology annotation, molecular function: beta-tubulin binding; GTPase activator activity. Bases 46 to 3636 code for a protein of 1196 amino acids. Gene Ontology annotation, biological process: tubulin complex assembly; post-chaperonin tubulin folding pathway; bicellular tight junction assembly.